AUGGGAAAUGUUUCCGAGUUCAGCGGGUUCGAGGUGUUUGUUCGAGGUGUUACUAACACGGCAACCGAAAAAAGCUUGAAUAAAUUCUUAACAGGCGUCAUGGAGCGUCUGGGUAUCGAAGAUUGGGCUUGCCAGAAGAUUGGACGGGCGCCCUUUGCGAUUAUCGUUUUCCUCCGACCCAGUAAAGGCAGUAAUUUCCUAAGGAAACAUGGAGCGGUCAAAGGUCCGUCUGGAAGGUUUUUCAUGGAGCCUAGUGCCGAAUGGCUCCAGUUCAAUGGUCAAAAUCUUGUAUCUUGUCAGAGCCACAAACCAAUUGAUCUUCUAGCUGUGCGGAGCCUGGCCAUGGACCAACAAAAGAAAGUUCAGGAGAAGAGCGUGCCGAAAAAUGCUCCAGAAACAGAUUUCCUGAAGCACCAAAGAGCCUUUUUGUCCUCUGCUAUCCAAUGUGGUAGUUGGGAAUGUUAUGACUCGAUUCUUGCUUUCCGUUCGUUUUUUGCUUUGCAACAGUCCGCGAAGUUGCUUUUCAAGGUUACGCAUAUCCAAUACGAGAUGGGAGAUUUCAGGCGGCUCGAUAUACCGUACAACAGCAUUGAAUCCAUUAUUCUAAGUCAAUCUCCACAGACGUUAGCAACCAACUUCACGAUUGCCUUCAGAUCAUCUCCGCACUUCUCGGCGAGGAUUUACACUAAUGCUGACUCCGUCAAUUUUGAAAGAGAACGAGUCCCUGGCUUGGAUGAAGAUCACGAGAAGAUAUCUGGGAUUUGUUUGGUUUACAGGAUCAUGCUUGCGUAUGACACCGAUGAUACCCAAAUAAUCAAUUCUUUGGGCCGAAUUCACAGAUUACCCACUAUCAUGCGUCGACUCGUUCAUGUUAUGGUACCUCCCGAUGCUGAAGUCUUUUCUUUCCCCCGCGAACUCAAGCGCUUGACUGUCAGCUUGACGCCUACUGCAACCAAACUCACCUAUUCCCUUCGCUACCAACUACAAAAGCUUGCCCAAAACGGGUAUUUACCAAUAGGCAGUGUUCUGAAACUUAUUCCCCACGUUCAACAGAUAUUUUCACGCUCGGGGGAGCUGGUUGCCCUUACAGUAGUCAAAAUGCUGUUUCGGCAUAUUCCCUGGGCAACGCCUGAUGCUCAUAUUACUGUUUUAAGAUCUCUAAAUUAA
Messenger RNA from Hymenoscyphus albidus, 1167 nucleotides. Lineage: Eukaryota; Fungi; Ascomycota; Leotiomycetes; Helotiales; Helotiaceae. The record is from the annotation of a GenBank genome assembly.